AUGUUGGGUACUGCUCGUGGUGUCUCAUUAGGUUUGGGGAAAAUAAAUCUAUCAGCCUUGGACACCGGUUUACAAAGUCGGGAUGGUUACUUGAGGGCCAGACGAAAACGAGAAAAAGGACGACGCAAAAUUACAACCAAGAAGCAUGUUCAUAUUGAGUUCAUACAUCCACAUACAGCCCUUCUACAUCGAUUUAGACACUGUUUCGAACAUGUUCGGAUCACUCUGAGUCACUAUGAAAACUAA
Messenger RNA from Brugia pahangi, 246 nucleotides. The record is from the annotation of a GenBank genome assembly. Lineage: Eukaryota; Metazoa; Nematoda; Chromadorea; Rhabditida; Onchocercidae.